AUGAACUCUCACGUGCCGUCGCAGAUGUUCGGUGCGCUGCCACGCCGAAAGCCGAAUCAGCAUCAUCUCCCGCCACUGCUCCCUCCAUCCUCAUCUUCCCCCAAUGAAACUAUUUCUGCUGUUGGCUGUCGGGCUAUCCCACCUCGAAAUGCCUUGCAAUCACCAGGAAUAUCACGCCAGAGUAGUGCUUCCCCACGCAAUUGCUGUAGUGUCACAACGAUGGGGAUAAUACCCAAGGCCGAUUCGCGUCACGCAGCUAGCCGUGGCGAAAAUGGUGUAGUUGGUUACGCCGUGGAGCAUCAACUGCCCAGUCUGCUCAACAACAUGAUGGAAGACUUGUUACGUGAACGUCCAGAGGAGAAUGUAGAUGGAUGGAUGUUCCAUUGGUUUGAGCGGGCGUACGAGCGGCGUCGGGAGGAGACGCAGCGACGACCGGUACACCCACGUUCCUAG
Messenger RNA from Trypanosoma cruzi, 453 nucleotides. RefSeq lists its product as uncharacterized. Lineage: Eukaryota; Euglenozoa; Kinetoplastea; Trypanosomatida; Trypanosomatidae. The transcript has a single exon. The coding region runs from base 1 to 453 and encodes 150 amino acids. The record is from RefSeq and is a predicted model, not a curated record.